This is a messenger RNA of Sipha flava (yellow sugarcane aphid), 2711 nucleotides long. Its product is annotated as DIS3-like exonuclease 2. Lineage: Eukaryota; Metazoa; Arthropoda; Insecta; Hemiptera; Aphididae. Gene Ontology annotation, biological process: miRNA catabolic process; mRNA catabolic process. The record is from RefSeq and is a predicted model, not a curated record. Bases 196 to 2655 code for a protein of 819 amino acids. Gene Ontology annotation, cellular component: exosome (RNase complex); P-body. The transcript is spliced from 13 exons. Gene Ontology annotation, molecular function: RNA binding; 3'-5'-RNA exonuclease activity.
ACCGUGAUAAGUGGCCAUAAGAGAAAUGUAGUUUGUUCUUACAAUUUAUAUAAUAAUGUCAUUAAUCCGGACCCGUCACUGAAAGUGCCACUUCAACAACAUACCAUGUCAGUGGGUUCGUCUCUUCAUCACCGCCGUGUCACUAGUUUUAAACAGAUUUCCUGAUAACUUGUUCAAUUUCGAUUUAUUUUCACAAUGGAUAAUUUGGAAAGUCUCUCGCGAGUGCUGGAAAAUACCAAUUUCAACGAUCCCAGCAGUAGAGUUGCGUUUCCAUGUCCGAAAUCUGUUAUGAAAUAUCUCCACGGAAAUCCAAAUGAUCUAAAUAAGUUAUCAGGUAUUUUAAACUCUAUGAAUUUGCAAAAUAAUAGAUUAUCGAGUACAGAUGGAAAUGGUGAAGGUUUGCCAGAUAGUGAAUCCAGUAUACGAACAAGAAGACAAAGACAGAAAAAAGGACAAAACCAUAAAUUAUUACCAUUUGAUGGUAAAAGAAGUCCAAAUCAACCGUCAGUUUCAUCUUCAACUAAUCAAUCGUAUCUUGAAAAUAUAAAAGCUAAAAAUAGAGAUAAAGAAUAUUUAGAAGCAAUUAUACGUAUUAAUCCUAAAAAUUUUCAUGAAGCAUAUGUUACUUCACCAGACAAAACUAAAGAUAUUUUGAUUUCUGGCAAUAUAGCAAAACGUAGAGCGUUGGAUGGCGAUUUAGUUGUUGUACAAAUAUUAGACAAAUCUGAAUGGAGGAAUCCGGAUACUGAAGAUUGUCAACGAACUGGCAAAGUGUGUGAGGUUAUAAAAAGGAGAGAAAACAUUGUUAUUGUAGGGUUCCUGGUGUCUGAACCAAAAAGCUUUUUUACUAAAGAGUGCCAUUUGUAUUCUAAGGAUCCACGAUUACCUAGAAUUACCGUAUCAAUUCGGGAUUGGAAAGAAAAGAUAUGUUGGAAGCCAGGUACUGGUGUAUCUAGUGUAUCUAAACAAAUUUAUUACGCUACUAUGUCAAGUGAUAUUUGGUACAAAUUCAAGAAUCCUUAUGGGACAUUAAAAGGAGUUUUAGGUGAUUCUGGGGAUAUAAAUGCAGAAACUCGAGGUCUAUUAAUGACACACAAUAUAUCAGAAGAUCCGUACCCAAAAGAUAUAGAACAAUAUUUUCCUCCUCCAUUUACUUUAGAAAAUGAACUUAAGUACAGAAAAGAUUUCAGAAAACAUUGUAUUUUCUCUAUUGAUCCACCUACUGCCAAAGAUUUGGACGAUGCACUUUCUUGCAUAUUGCUACCAGGCGGCACUUAUGAAGUUGGCAUUCACAUAUCAGAUGUGUCUCAUUUCGUUAAGUAUGGUACUCCAUUAGAUAAAAUUGCAGAGAAACUGGCAACAAGUGUUUACUUAGUACAAAGAGUGUAUCAUAUGUUACCUCCGGCUUUAACAAUGAUGGCUUCAUUAUUACCUGGUACCGAUAAACUCGCCGUUUCAGUUAUUUUGGAAAUUACACAAGAUGGUAUUGUGAUUAACCGGACUUUUUACCAGUCCAUAAUACAUUCUUGUGCUCAACUCCAUUAUUCACACGCACAGACAUUCCUGGAAAAUCAGGACAAGAAAAAUUGGGAAGCUUCCGAUUUUCCUACUGUUUAUAAUGGAUUUACAAUUGAUGAUUGUGCUAAGGUUGUAUGUAAUUUGCAUAAACUCGCAGUCGUGUUGCGAAAGAAACGUUUUGACUCUGGUGCUCUAGCUAUUAAUCAGCCCAAGUUAUCAUUUGAAAUUGACAGAGAAACAUGUGAACCAUUGUCAUAUUCGUUAUAUACACUUCAUGAGAGUAAUUGGUUAAUAGAAGAAUUUAUGCUUUUGGCUAAUAUGCUGGUCGCUGAUCAUUUGAGGACAGUUUUCCCAAAAACUGCACUGCUCAGGAAUCAUCAACCGCCUGAUUCAGUUCAAAUAGAAAAAAUUGCAAAAUCCUUGAAAGUUUAUGACAUUAAUAUAGAUUUCACCUCUGCAGGAUCCAUUCAAAAAUCUAAAGCUCUUUAUACUCAAGGAGGAAAACCUGACGAUUUUCUUCGGGACAUUAUUAUCAACAACAUUCUUUCAAAACCAAUGGUUCGUGCCGAGUACUGUGUUAUUGAUCCGGAAAAAAAUAUGUCCCAUUUUGCGUUAAAUGUUAAGUAUUAUACACACUUUACUUCGCCUAUUCGUAGAUAUCCUGACAUAGUAGUACACCGUAUGCUUAUUUCAUGUAUAACAAACAAACCAUUUAAACCGUAUGAAGAUCCAGAGGUCAUCCAUAAGAUAGCUAUUAACAGCAACGACAAAAAAAAUAAUGCGAAAAAAGUAUCGGAAGCUAGUGCAGACAUGUAUGCUGCAUACCUAAUUGGUAAACUUGGAGGUCUUGAAGAAUAUGCAUCUGUGGCGGAAGUCAAAGAAAACUAUUUCGAAGCAAUAGUCCUUUCAAUGAACAUUAACGUUAAAGUUUAUGUGAACAUCAGUCCACUAAAUCGAGAUUUACAACAUAAAUCUAGUAAAUACACUUUAGUUGAAAAAAAACCUACAUUAACAAUUUUUUGGGAUGAUGAAAACAAUAUCAAACAGACAUUACAGGUCUUCACCAAAGUAAAAUUGAAGCUGACGAAAAUAGAAAGCGAUUUACAGCUGAGAGCUGUUUUAAUUCAAAACAAUUAAGACUUUUUUUCUUAAACUGUGAUUUGACGUCUAGUUUUAAUUGUAUAAAUAUUAAU